AUGGGCUGCUGCGACGUGACGAGAGCGGGUCCGGCCGUCCACAGCCGGCACCUUGUGCGGGACGCGGCUCUCACGGCCUGGCUGUUCGGGACAGUGGUCUGGAUUUUGGUGUCUGCCACCCGGGUGCCGCUGCCGCUGCUGCAGGGAUGGGUGAUGUUCGUGGCGGUGACCGCGUGGUUCCUGUCCGUCGUCUUCCUCUGCGUGUUCCUCUUCAGCUACGCAAACAGGAUUGCCAUCAACUGGAACCAGGCGGAUUUUCUUUUCCAUGGAGCUACUUUCGUCUUUUAUUUUGGAGCCUUUCUACUGCAAGCAGCAACUACGUCUCUGCAUCAUCUACCCCGUAACUUUAAUUCCACUACACAAGAAACGCUUCUAGCUGAGCAUGAAUAUAACAUAAGCAUAGCAGCCUCGAUUUUUGCCUUUGCAACAGCUAUUUGUUAUGGCUGCAGCACAGCACUGGCACUAAGAAGAUGGAAGCUAUAGCAGUUGAAGAGAGGUUAAUGCUCGAGUGUUCCACUUCAGAUCAAAGUAAAUGCCACUUGUC
Messenger RNA from Tinamus guttatus (white-throated tinamou), 544 nucleotides. The record is from RefSeq and is a predicted model, not a curated record. NCBI's taxonomy places the organism in Eukaryota, Metazoa, Chordata, Aves, Tinamiformes, Tinamidae.